AUGAACAACACCAACGAAACCAAAAACCCCUUAAACAAUAAUGAAGAACACGAAAAAUUAGUACUCGAUUUAAAGCAAGAUAUUCAAAAUGCUUUAACUGACCGCGAUAAAUGGAAAGGUUCUUACGUUAAAGUUGAGCAAACCUUAGCGGAAACGGAAAGGAAACUUCGCCAAACUGAAGAAGAAAAAGAAUCUUUAAAAAGAGAAAAUCAUCGGCAAAGGAGAAUUGAACUCGACCAAAAGGAAACUAAGCAAGGCAAUGAAUUCUUAACUACUUUAACCCAAAAAAUAGUUCAAGAAAGAGUUUUAAAGCUUAUUCAUGCUAAUAAUCCCUUUCAAAUCUUUGCUAAAACUAACAUUGAAUAUAACGGAGCUUUUGGAGAAUAUAUUGGCACUCAGCCCUUAGAAGGAGUGAAGUGGAAGAAAGAAUUAACCGGAGAAGAUUUUAAGAAGUUACCGAUAGUUUUCUCUUGCCGUUUGCCCAUUAUGCUUGAUAAUGUCUAUCCUUCUAUUCAAAAUAAGCAAGUCAUGAAAAGAGCUUUACAAAGUCCUGCUCUCAUGGCUGAACUUUCCGAAAGACUAAUUGAUGACAUUAAAACUCAAGCUACUCGGGACAUUAAAAAGAAAGUCUUAGAAAAGCUUUGUCCGACUGACCCUACGGAAGUUUAUCAUGAUAAUGCUAUUACCAAAUGA
Messenger RNA from Entrophospora sp. SA101, 693 nucleotides. NCBI's taxonomy places the organism in Eukaryota, Fungi, Glomeromycota, Glomeromycetes, Entrophosporales, Entrophosporaceae. The record is from the annotation of a GenBank genome assembly.